UUCAUUGUUGAAAAUGAUAGCAUUUCACAAUCUUCCGCUGCGAUGUUUCCAAUGGGAUGGUUUCAAGCAAAUUAUUGAUCCAUUGGCGUCUGCUGUUGGUGUUACCAUAAAUACUGGCAACAUGAUAGCUUUUCUAAAAGAAAUUUCACAAAGAAUUCGCGCUGAAAUCAGUUCAGAGCUGCAAAACAAAUUAUUCAGCCUUAAAAUUGAUUCUGCGUCUCGGCAAAAUCGUCAUAUCGUAGGCGUAAAUGCCCAGUAUGCCAUCAAUGACGUGAUAGUAAUCCGUACCCUGGAUAUGAUAGAAGUUCAAGAACGUCAGACAGCGCGUUUUGUAAAAACUAAAAUUUUGGAGAUAAUUCAAAACUUCGGAGUAGGAAUUGAUCCAAUAUUUUCUAUCACGUGUGAUAAUGGGCCCAACAUGUUGGCAACGGUACGUCACCUGAAGGAAGAAGUAGAACUAAUGACCGCUUGUUCAAAUGAUGAUUACGAUACUGAAGAAGAAGAUAAAAAAUUACAUAACUUCACAUCUGCUUUAAGCAAUGAACUGCAAGAAAAUUUAAAUCUGGUUCGUUGUACUGUUCAUACCCUACAGUUAGCUAUACUGAUGUAGUUGACAAAUCGAAUUCUUCAGUGAAAGCAGUUACUGAAAUUGCAAAAAAAAUUAGGCAUAUGAAAUACAAGCCAAAUUUUGUUUUGU
Molecule: messenger RNA, 697 nt
Organism: Malaya genurostris
Lineage: Eukaryota; Metazoa; Arthropoda; Insecta; Diptera; Culicidae
Exons: 2
Coding region: 14-610 (198 amino acids)
Source: RefSeq, a predicted model, not a curated record